CUUCAAUUAGAUCCCAAUACAUAUCAGGAAUUAGAAGCCUUACGAGGCAAACUAAAAUCGCUUCAAGAAACCAUCGCUACUCAUCUCGCCUACCUUAAUGAUCCAAACUUCCCAUUUACUUGGCCCGAUUUGCUCAACAAAUUCAACAUGUUGACCGCCAAAUUCGCUACUCUCUCUGAAGAUUUCUACAAUAGUUUAACAGGUCAACAUGCUACACUACCGAAACUAAUGCUGCAUCCAUUUUUACCCACCACUACUGAGCAGGAAACGAAUAUUCUAAACGUUUUAUUAAGAACAAAAUUAAUUCCUGAUAUCGAGAAAUUGGAAGCAGAGACACAUGCAGCAAUAGCUCAAGAAAUGGCGCUGGCGGACAAAGAGAACAUAAAUAGCACUUCUAAUAACAAUAACAUACAUAUGGAGGAUGAACAGUUGAUCCAUUCACAGCUCGAUCAAUGGAAAAGUAUCCUUGAAAGGCAUGAUCGAUUAGCAGGGAACGCGACACAAUUUGUAACUGAGUUGAGUUCAGACCAUCGAUCCAAUUUCUUAUUGAGAUAUGAGGAUCAACUCGAUGAAGAAAGCGAUGAAGAAGAAGACGAAGAAGAAGAUCUAGAAGGAGAUACAACCAUGCAGCCAGCGACUACCGAUAUGAAGGAAUGGGAAAAAAUGGGCUUUCCUUCAGAAGAGGUUUGGAAGAAAUGGAAGCUGGAAUGUUUGAUCAAUUUCUAUAGCAGUGGAAAGAGUGAACUUGUUGGAAGUGACUUGAAGAAGUUAGCCACUGCAGCAACAAAG
Mycotypha africana is the source of this 789-nucleotide messenger RNA. RefSeq lists its product as uncharacterized. Gene Ontology annotation, biological process: regulation of transcription by RNA polymerase II. The record is from RefSeq and is a predicted model, not a curated record. The transcript has a single exon. The annotation marks the transcript as partial. NCBI's taxonomy places the organism in Eukaryota, Fungi, Mucoromycota, Mucoromycetes, Mucorales, Mycotyphaceae. Gene Ontology annotation, molecular function: transcription coregulator activity. Gene Ontology annotation, cellular component: mediator complex.